CUCUAUGACUAAACACGUCAUUUGCUCUAUAACCUAAAAAUACACUAUAAAUUAGCGUUUAUUGGAAUUCCUGAGCGUAACUUGACUAUGAAAUACGGGAAUUUUUUUGUUGGAAAAUUCGCAAAUUGCAGUUUUAAUCAGUUCUUCAAAGUUCAUCAUGACAGAGAGACUACUCAAUAAUAAGAGGGAAAAGCAGAAGAGAACAUGAAUAGAAUAGCUGGAGAGUUCUGUUCCUGGCUCCGUGAACUACCUGGAGAAGAUCGAACUGUAAACAAUAUUGGAGAAGCACACCUUAGGGGAUUAUUUGAUACAGCACAAUCUUCUAAUCCUGGUCGAACCAAGCUAGCUGAAGGUCUUAGAGCUUGGGCCAAGUUCGGAGCAACUGUCACAGGAGGAGGUGGUCCAGGAAUAGCUGAGACAGUGUUGCCUCUGAUAAACCAGAAAAGGUUUGCAGAGAAGAUUCUAGGACGAAAAACUGGAAGUCUCUCAAGUAGAAAGGCAGAAACAGGAGGCGGAGCAAGAAAACUAAAACGCAGGAAGGAAAGUAAAAGAUCUCGAAGACUUCAGUAUGGAAUCUGGUAUCUUCAUCCGCAAAAAUGGCAGGAACGACACGUAAGGUUGAUUGCUACCAGAGGAGGACUGAAUAUACAAGAUAAAUCAAAGAUUGGCUUAAGAGCCUGUCUUCCUGGACCUGUUGAUAUGUUGGGAGGUACACAACCUGUACACCAACUACAGGCAACUGUUGCGUUUGGAGAAUUCCUUGGGUUGAGAGGCAUUCGGAAACCUAGAUUUGUUCAGCAUAUUCUACAGUAAUAUGUGUUCGGAAACCUAGAUAUAUUCUGCAUAUUUUAUAGUAAUAUGUGUCCAGAAACCUAGAUUGUUCAACAUAUUCUACAACUAUGUUCAGAAACCUAAAUUUGUUCAGGAUAUUCUAUAGUAAAAUGUUUUAAGAAACCUAAAUUUGUUCAGCAUAUUCUACAGUAAUAUGUGUUCAGAAACCUAGAUUGUUCAACAUACUCUACAAAUAUGUUCAGAAGCCUAAAUUUGUUCAGGAUAUUCUAAAGUAAAAUGUUUUAAGAAACCUAAAUUUGUUUAGCAUUUUCUACAGUAAUAUAUAAAGAACCAAAUCCUACAUAUAACUAAAGAGACAACUGUACAGAAUUUAUUCAGUUUUUUACUUUAUCAUAGUUUUCCGCAAUUUCACACCACUUUUACUCUAUGUAAAAACAUUUGAUGGACCAUUUGUUUAACCUGUAAGUCGUCACAUGAAAUAAACUUAGAUCGUCA
Molecule: messenger RNA, 1287 nt
Organism: Eurytemora carolleeae
Lineage: Eukaryota; Metazoa; Arthropoda; Copepoda; Calanoida; Temoridae
Product: cuticle protein 19.8
Exons: 11
Coding region: 205-813 (202 amino acids)
Cellular component (GO): extracellular matrix
Source: RefSeq, a predicted model, not a curated record